Molecule: messenger RNA, 1344 nt
Organism: Chlorella variabilis
Lineage: Eukaryota; Viridiplantae; Chlorophyta; Trebouxiophyceae; Chlorellales; Chlorellaceae
Exons: 3
Coding region: 1-1344 (447 amino acids)
Source: RefSeq, a predicted model, not a curated record
AUGACCGCUCCCCAGGUGGUGCUCUACUCCACCUCGUCCGCUGGCACCCUCAAAGUCAGGUCCGACAUCGGCCGCAUCAAGAUCUUGCUGGAAGCGAAGCGGGUGCAAUAUGAAGAGAUUGACCUGGCCAUGGAGCCGCUGCGCCGCGAGGCAAUGCUGGCUGGCAGCGACGGCGUGAAAUUGCUGCCCCAGCUGCACAUCAACGGGCGCUACAUUGGCACCGCAGAGGACAUACAGGAGCUGGAGGAUUGGGGGGAGCUGAACCACAUCCUGCGGGGUCUCACUCCUGAGCAAGCAGCGGCGGCAGCGGCAGCAGCGGCAGGCAUCGCACUCGGAGCGGCUGCAGCGCCACCAGCACCUGUGCAGGGCACACCGGCAGCCGCAGCACCGGCAGCAGUUGCUGCACCAGCAGUGGCAGCAGCAGCUCCAGUCACUGCGGUGGCAGUGGUCGCCGUGCCUGCAGCAGCAGAAGCGGCACCAGGCGUAGCCGAGGAAGCAGCGCCAGCCGUGCCUGCCAGUGGUGAGGCAGUGCCACCUGCUGCCGAACAAGGGCCAGCAGACGCGGCAGCACAACAGCCAGAGCUAGUGGUAGCAGAGGAAGAGGAGCCAGCAGCGGCCGCAGAGGAGGACUUGGAGUCACUUGCUAGUGGCUUAGCAGCGACUGCAGUGGCAGGCGUGCUAGCAGCCGCAGCCGCCGAGGACGAGAGGCAGCAGGAGGUCGCCGCAGCAGCGGCAGCAGAGGAGGAGCUUGAGCUUGCGGCGGCUGCCUCGGGUGUGGCAGCCUCGGCCAUUGCAAGCGUGCUAGCGGCAGCUGCCGACGCGGAGGCAGAGGGGCGCUUGGCUGCGGCGGUGGCAGCGGCAUUUGCCCCGGAGGCAGCAGCUGAGCCGCCAGUCAGCACCUCGGGCUUCGAGCCGGUGCAGCAGCAGCAGUGCGAGCCUGAGGCAGCAGUGGUUGUGGCAGAGGUGCCGGCAGCUGUGGCUGAGGAGCCGCAGUCUCCAGUGCAGCCCCCAGCAGCAGCGCCUGCCCCGACAGGCCCGACCCCCGGCCGCAACGCGGCAGCGGCGGCGGCAGUGGCAGCCAUCCAAGCCAGCGCUGCAGAUAUCAUUGACCGCGCGCUCAGAGCAGCCCAGCGCCUGGACCCGCAGCCCCAGCUGCAGGAGGACUUCCCAGGCCAGGAGGCCGCGGGCCGGCAGCAGGGACGCAGCCGCGCGGCUGCAGAGGCGGUGGCUGCGCUACAGCUGGUGGCCUCUGAGCUGCCCUCUCCCGACGCGGACUCGGCUCACCUCAUCUGCUCGCCCAUAAAGCUGCGGCCAGAGCUGCAGCGGCUCUCCAGCCAGCAGUAG